Molecule: messenger RNA, 7642 nt
Organism: Drosophila gunungcola (fruit fly)
Lineage: Eukaryota; Metazoa; Arthropoda; Insecta; Diptera; Drosophilidae
Gene: msps
Product: protein mini spindles
Biological process (GO): mitotic spindle organization; establishment or maintenance of microtubule cytoskeleton polarity; centrosome duplication
Cellular component (GO): microtubule plus-end; spindle pole; kinetochore
Molecular function (GO): microtubule plus end polymerase activity; microtubule plus-end binding
Source: RefSeq, a predicted model, not a curated record
AUUAUAUCGAUUAUUUCUGGCGGUCACACUGGCGCGCGACGACGCUGCUGAAGAACUGCAAAAUUAUUAUUUAUUUACCUCACGCGAAACCGAGUGAAUUCCGCUGCACAAAAGUGCUUCGAUGUGGUGAAAACGUAGUUAAGUUAUUAUUUAUUGUUGCUGCACAGCUGGCAGCCGUAAAAAAGCUCGUCGGUGAAUUCAACUCGAAUUAGUGUGAGUGCCUAAGUGCGAAAGUGUUGGUGUGUCGCCUGCGAAAAAUCGAAGUUAUUGCAUUGCGCAGCCCUUUAAAACCGCUACCACUGGCCAGCUGUCCGCCCCCACAGCCCCUGCCACGCCCCCCGCUGCUCGGCGGUACUUGGAUCUUAAUUCUGAUGAAUGUUGGUUGAGACAACUGCUUGCGACAGAGACCACUGAGGAGAAUCCACUGCUCAGACCAAAUCGGGUUGAGUUCUGAGCACCACACACAAUGGCCGAGGACACCGAGUACAAGAAGCUGCCGGUGGAGGAGCGAUGUGUGCACAAACUAUGGAAAGCCCGCGUCGACGGCUAUGAGGAGGCCGCUAAGAUCUUCCGCGAGCUAGACGACGAGAAGUCGCCGGAGUGGUCCAAGUUUGCGGGCCUCAUCAAGAAGAUGGUGGUGGACUCCAAUGCACUGGCCCAGGAGAAGGGCCUGGAGGCGGCCCUCAUCUUUGUGGAGAACAGCGGCCUUGCCGGACGCACUGUAGGCGAUGUGAUGACCGGCAUUGUCCAGAAGUGCAUUGCCGCGCCCAAGACAAAGACCAAGGAGCUCUCCGUCCAGGUGGCACUCAUGUACGUAGAGAUCGAGAAGCAAGAUGCCGUCGUCGAGGAACUGAUCAAGGGCAUGGAGGCCAAGAACCCUAAGAUUGUGUCCGCCUGUGUGGCGGCCACUACGCUGGCUCUUCGGGAGUUCGGACACAAAGUGGUCGGCGUAAAACCGCUGAUUAAAAAGCUGGCCCCACUGAUGUCUGAUCGAGAUAAAGCGGUCCGAGAUGAAGGCAAACAGCUGGCAGUUGAGAUCUUCCGCUGGAUCGGAGCCGCCAUGAAGGCACAGAUCUCAACGUUGCCCCAGGUAACGCUCAAAGAGCUGGAGGAUGAGUUUGACAAGCUCAAAGGCGAACGCGUCGAGCCUUCCAGAUAUCUUAAAUCACAGCAAGAAAAGCAGGCAAAAAUCGCAGACGCAGCCGCCAUCGAAGAUGCCUAUAAUGAAGAGGAUGGUGAGGCUGGCGUCGAAGAAAUCGACCCCAUGGAUCUUCUUGAUCCCGUAGACAUACUCUCCAAGAUGCCCAAGGACUUCUAUGACAAGCUGGAGGAGAAAAAGUGGACACUGCGCAAGGAAUCGCUGGAAGUCCUGGAGAAGUUGCUUACUGACCAUCCAAAGCUUGAGAACGGGGAGUACGGAACGGUAGUGAGCGCCCUGAAAAAAGUGAUAACCAAGGAUUCCAACGUAGUCCUUGUGGCCAUGGCCGGAAAAUGCCUGGCUCUAUUGGCAAAAGGAUUGGCAAAGCGAUUCUCUAACUACGCAUCGGCUUGUGUGCCAUCCCUUUUGGAGAAAUUUAAGGAGAAGAAACCUAAUGUUGUGACAGCCCUUCGAGAGGCAAUCGAUGCCAUCUACGCAUCCACUUCACUGGAGGCCCAGCAAGAGUCGAUUGUGGAGUCGCUUGCCAACAAGAACCCGAGUGUUAAAUCCGAGACGGCCUUGUUCUUGGCCCGUGCCCUGACCCGCACCCAGCCAACCGCUCUAAACAAGAAGCUGCUCAAGCUUCUGACCACCAGUCUGGUGAAAACGCUUAACGAGCCGGAUCCAACGGUCCGCGACAGCAGCGCCGAAGCCCUGGGCACUCUCAUGAAACUGAUGGGUGAUAAGGCGGUGACUCCACUGCUAGCCGACGUCGAUCCCCUCAAGAUGGUCAAGAUUAAGGAGUGCCACGAUAAGGCGGAGAUAAAGAUAAAGGUUGCUGGUCCGAAGAAGGAGGCGCGACCUGCAUCAGCACCGGCUGCGAAAGCCUCUGCUCCUGCCAAGACCACGGCGGGAAGUGUGGAUCCCAAGCCAGUGUCCCGACCGGCCACUACAGGGGCUCGCAAGGUCCUGAAGAAGCCCACGGCAGGCUCAGGGGGUGGAGCUGCAUCUGCCCCAGCUGCGAGUUCUAAGGCGGCUGGAAAAGCCCUAGCCACGGAACGUGAAUUAACGCCCGAAGAUUUGCAGGAAAAGGCCGAUGAAAUUUUGCCAGCCGACAUACUUAACGGAUUGGUGGAUUCCAACUGGAAGAAUCGCCUGGCCGCUGUGGAGCAGCUCCUAGGCGAAAUCACCGGCUUCGAUGCAAAACAGGCGGGCAUCUCACAGAUCCUGAUCCGAACAAUCAGCGGCCGCAAGCCCGGCCUUAAAGAAAUGAACUUCCAGGUACUCAAGUUUAAGCUGGACAUAAUCCGCAGCGUGGCCGAGAACUAUCCGCUGACCACGACAACCGUGGAUCUGGUGGUCAACGAAAUAACCGAAAAGUUAGCUGACGCCAAGAAUGGAGCAACUGCCGCUGAUGUUCUGUCCGCUUUUGCUGAAGCCACUAAACUGGAAUACAUCGUUGGCAAAGUGCUGAGCUUUGCCUUCGAGCAAAAGUCACCGAAAGUGCAAUCGGAGGCCUUCAAUUGGGUGGGCAAAUCCAUCACAGAGUUCGGCUUCCAACUGCAGCCAAAGACUUUAAUCGAGGAUGUACGUAAGGGAGUGCAGAGCACCAAUCCAACAGUUCGUGCUGCUGCCAUCCAACUCGUGGGCACCAUGUCCAUGUAUAUGGGCAAUGCUCUGAUGAUGUUCUUCGACAGCGAAAAGCCCGCCCUGAAGUCCCAGAUCCAGGUCGAGUUUGACAAGAACGUGGGUGAAAAACCGCCAAAGCCUGUUAGAGGAGUCCAACGUAGCAGCGGCGGAGCAACCAGUAGUUCGCCGGACAAUGAGGACGACGAUGGUGGAGCAGCCGGAGAGGAGGAGCCAAUCAACAUGGCUGAUCUUCUACCCCGCGUUGACAUUGCGCCGCAGAUUACGGAGGCCCUGCUCAAGGAAAUGUCGGACAAGGAUUGGAAGACUCGGAACGAGGGACUGACUAAGCUGCAGGCUAUAAUAUCGGAGGCGCGGCUGAUCAAGCCCAGCAUCGGAGACUUAGCUCCUGCUCUGGCCCACCGCCUGGUCGACUCCAAUGCCAAGAUUGCCCAGACGACACUGGCCAUUUGCGAGCAGCUUGCCACGGCCAUGGGCGCUGGCUGUCGCAACCAUGUGCGCACCCUGUUCCCUGGAUUCUUACACGCCCUGGGGGAUAACAAGAGUUUCGUGCGGGCCGCCGCCCUCAACUGCAUCAAUAGUUUUGGCGAGAAGGGUGGCUACAAGGAGUUCUUCGAGAGCGAAAUGAUUGCGGAUGCCCUCAAGGGCGGAUCACCAGCUCUGAAGACCGAACUGUGGGCUUGGCUGGCAGACAAGCUGCCAGGCCUUCCCCCCAAGUCGGUGUCGAAGGAGGAUCUGCAUUCAAUGGUGCCUCAUCUUUACGCCCACAUCUGCGACCGAAAUGCCGAAGUACGCAAAAACGCCAACGAGGCAGUACUGGGAAUCAUGAUCCACCUCGGAUUUGAUGCUUUGAAUCGAGCCCUGGACAAGCAGAAGCCCGCCUAAAAAGAUAUAUAUGCGGCUUUAGAGAAGGCGCGCCCCAAUCUCCCGGUAAAACCGCUGCCCAAGGGCAAGCAGCAGGCUCCGAUACCGGAGGAGCCGAAGGCAAAGACAGUGCGUGGCGGCGGUGCUGGCGGGGCAGCUGGUGUCCAGAAGAGUGCCUCCGCCAGGGCUGCCGGAGGGCAGGACAAAUUGCCGGCACCUGCGCGAAAGAAGGACGAGGAUAUCGACCUUUCGCCGCUCCUGACUGCUAACAACUCCAAGAACCAGCGACUGCUGGACGAGCAGAAAAUGAAGGUGCUCAAAUGGACCUUCGUAACACCACGCGAGGAAUUUACCGAUUUGCUACGCGACCAGAUGAUGACGGCCAAUGUAAACAAGGCGCUGAUAGCCAACAUGUUCCACGACGAUUUUCGCUAUCACUUGAAAGUCAUCGAGCAGUUAAGCGAAGAUCUGGCUGGCAACAGCAAGGCACUGGUGUGCAAUCUGGACCUGAUCCUCAAAUGGCUGACGCUGCGCUUCUAUGAUACGAACCCUUCUGUGCUGAUUAAGGGUCUCGAAUAUCUGGUGCAGGUCUUCCAGAUGCUCAUUGACCAGGAAUACAUUCUGGCCGAAAACGAGGGCAGUUGCUUUGUGCCCCAUCUGCUUUUGAAGAUCGGAGAUCCCAAGGAUGCAGUCCGAAAUGGCGUACGUCGCGUCCUGCGGCAAGUUAUCUUGGUGUUUCCCUACGUCAAGGUUUUUGCUUAUGUGAUGGAGGGUCUUAAGUCUAAGAACGCCCGUCAGCGAACCGAGUGCCUGGACGAACUAUCCUUUCUGAUUGAGACCUACGGCAUGAGCAUCGCCCCCCAGGCGGCAGUCCGGGAGAUUGCCCGCCAGAUCUCCGACCGAGAUAAUUCUGUGCGCAACGCAGCUCUCAACUGCAUCGUGCAGGUGUUCUUCUUGUCCGGCGAGAAGACUUACAAGAUGAUUGGCCAUCUCAACGAGAAGGAUCUGUCCAUGCUCGACGAGCGCAUCAAACGGGCCAAGAAGACGAAGAAGCCAACGCCUCCGGCCUCUGUCGAUAUGCCCGCCAGCGGCAGGCCCACCACAACUCAGCGACAAGACAGCAUCGAGAUCGAAGAUGCAGAGGUGGGCAACGGUUGCGACGAGCUGCCGCCACCCGACGAGGAGGGUUUGCAGCGGCAGUUAAAUGCGCGUGGGCAGAGCAACCUGACGGAGCGGAGUGCCACCAAUGUGGUUGCCUACUUGAACUCCCUGACUCGACAGGCAACCUUUGACCAGGCGCCAUCGUCGCAGCUGCUUCUACUUCAGCAGCAAUUGCAACAGCUGCAGCAGCAGGCCCAGCAACAGAAGCCAAGCGGUCCCUUCGGCCUAGACUCGCAGGUAAUAAGCGACAUCGAAAAAGACUGGGUCCGCGUGGACCAAAUGGAACAGAAGCCACUGCUGAAUGUGGACAUCUCGUCGCUGGACGAGCCCAUUAGGGUGAGGCCGACUCGCGCCGGUGUUCACUAUCCACAGGAGAAGUUCGAUCGCCUGAUUUCGCGGCAGCACUACAUGCAGCAGACCCUGACCACGUCUCCGUCGUCCACCGGCGGCAUGACAAGUGGCAUCUCGCCCUACCGCAGUCCCAUGCGUCUGCAGCACCAGCAGGUGCCCCAGCAACUGGAGAAUAACAUACCAAACUUGGCCGAUGUUCUGCCCAAGCACGAUCCGCACCUGAUCAAGGUGAUUAAGGGGGUUAGCAGCACGGACACGCUGAAGGCUCGCGCCUCUAUUAACGAGCUGGGCGCCAUCAUCGAGGUUCCCGAGAAGCAGGCCGUGAUGCGUGACUACGAGGAAAUAUUUAUUCAGAAUGUGCUGGCACAGUUCAAGAAUCUCUCACAGAUACCAUCGGCUCAAUCCGUGGUCGUAUACCAGCCGCUACUAUCCAUUCUGUAUACAUUUUUCCAUGCCAACAUUCUGGGCAAAACGCUGAGCGUGGCCUGCAUUAAAAAUCUUAUGUCGGCGCUGCUAAACCUGAUGGCCGAUCCCAAGUUGGCCGUGGGCGAUGACAGUCAGUAUAAUAAGGUUAUAAAUGGCAUUUGCCUCAAAGUGUUGGAUAAGGUCGAUUUUACAAAUUUAAACUGUGCUUUGAUACGUCUGCUGCGCGAGACUUGCCCUGAGGCCAAGCUACCCAAGUUCACAGAUCUGCUGAUGAAGUGCAUCUGGCGAAACGUUAAGAUGUUGCCAGAGCGCAGCAACGAGCUGAACUACGACGCCGUCAUUAUGGAGGUGCACGAGUUUAUGCUGGCCUUGCCCAGUACCUGGUGGCAGAAUCGACCGUCGGACACUCCGAUGCGAACGAUCAAGACCAUUCUGCACAACAUGGCAAAGGUUAAGGGUAACGCCAUUCUGCAGCACCUCAACCAGAUUCCCACACACUCGGAGCUGCACACGUAUUUAAUACGCAUCCUCAAGAAUUUCCAGAAGGAUGGCUCUGCAGCAGUAAUUGGAGCAUCGCCCCAGAGAGCCAAGGAGAUUGCCGCCAAGCGUAUUUCGCACCAAACCCACGACACAGUAUCGCAGAUCUUUAAGCUUAUCUCGGAUAGGGAUACCAAGCAGCAAGGUCUGCAAAAGCUUUACGAGUUUAAGCAACAACACCCAGAUAUUGAUCUGAGCACCUUCCUCCAGGGCUCAAGUGCCACUUUCCACAAGUACAUCGACGAGGGUCUGGCCGAGAUCGAGCGCAACCAGAACGCCGGCUCUGCACAGGCGCCGGACAAUCGCACGGAUGUCAACCACCAGAACAGCGCGCAUGAUGCCGAUUUCUGGAUGGACCGCCUGCAGUAUCACUUGUCCGGCGGAGGCGGGGCCGGCAAACUGGCCUCCGCCCGUUCAGCAGACGAUGGAUCUCACAUGCUGGACAACAAGGUGGUGGACGAGAAUCUCUGCCUGAACGGCAUGAACUCACAGAAGGCGUCGCUUAUCAAGCGAGAUAAGCGGGACAUGUCGCCUAAUCGCUUGCAGCAUCUCCAGGCAAAGCUAGCCCAGAUCAAGAAGGAGAAUCAUGCCCAAUAAGCUGUGCGUUUCCCGUAGCUGGCAAUCCUUAGCUACAAACGGCGGCAGCUAACCAAUUAUACAGAAUCAGAGACACACUGAAAACACACUGAUCGAGCCAGGCCUCGUUAACUACAUGAAUCAUUUUUUAUUUAACAUAGUUAUAUGCUUACAAGUCGGCACAUAUAUAUAUCCACGGUAAUAAUGUGUGGUAACAGCAGCUAGCAGUGGGUGUCAAAAGCAGGUUAACAACAGUAACAAUAAUUAACAGAUAACACUAUUACUAUGUCUCCUUCAACAAUGUAUUGUACUUGUACUAAUAACAAUUGAUCGGUCUAUGUAUUAGCACUGAGUUGUGUUCCGUAUGCGAUUCAAUUCGAUUUGAUUUGAUUCGAUUGGCUAAGUUGAGAUUGAAGUGGCGAUUGUGACCGAGAGAGACCGGGUUCCAGUAGACAGCUUGUUAGUUUAUGUAUGCCAACGCUAUUUCGUUUAAACUAUCAGUGAAAGCAGUAGCAUGUUAAAGGUUUGUGUACACUUGAAAGGUCAUUGUCAUUGUUUUGCAUCACGCGCCCACUAGAAUCGAUUCUUGUUAUUAUGUAUGUCUGGUUAUGUUUUCAACACUCUCAACACGCCUCAAAUUGUUUCAAGCCAAGCGUUGGGCUUAGUGCGCGCCAAAAAGCUCCUAAUUUAUACUCGUAUUAGCUAACCGUAGUUUUUUACCAACUAGCAGUUACCCCCUAACCAUUGUUUAGUUUAAGGCCCUUUCAGUUUUACCCGCACACAACACACACUCACACUGAUUUCGAUGCCGCAAGCACGCAGUACACGCAGGAUAACACACACAAAACACACACACACACACACAGUAGACACGCAGCGUAUUUUUGUAACAUCCUCAUGAACUAUAUGCGAAAAUAAAUGUUAUAUUUAUAAAUCGGCUAA